Molecule: messenger RNA, 1917 nt
Organism: Cuscuta campestris
Lineage: Eukaryota; Viridiplantae; Streptophyta; Magnoliopsida; Solanales; Convolvulaceae
Source: the annotation of a GenBank genome assembly
ACGUGUUCAUUUCAUUCUGAACUCUGUGCUUAUUUUCUAUUUUAAAGGUUAAGUCUAGAAUGAUGGGAGACUCAAUUUACAAGAGCACUUUGGAUUGCGUUUUCAAAACUUUAAAGACUGAGGGGCCUUUUGCUUUGUAUAAGGGGUUCCUUCCCAAUUUCACUCGACUAGGAUUAUGGAAUGCUAUCAUGUUCUUGACUCUUGAGCAUGUUAAGAGAUUCUUCAGAUGAGCCACAAGGAUUUGGCCUCUUGCCUGCUGCUUUGAUUAGGAGAACAUGUGCCCUUAUUCAUUCAUUGUAAAUCUCCAUAUAAAUUACCAGAUUCUUUCAUUGCAUUCAUAUUUCAAGUUGGAAAUUGCAAUUUCAAUCGAUGGAAAAGGAAGAAGGAAAAGAGGGCUCAGUCACUCCAAGGAAGACGAUUAAGGUGUCGGCUAGCUUCUUCAUUCCCUCUUUGUUGGUGGCCUUUAGCAAGGAGUUUGCUUGGGCGUUGUUCACAGCUUUCUCAACUUGCUUAGGAGGGAGAGGAGGCUGCCAAAUCAGACCUGGUCUUCGUCGUUUUCUUCUUGAUGAUCUUAGCCAAAGCUGGUGGCCUAUCUCCUCCUCUUGGUUGGUUAUCACUAGCUUGGAGGUUGCUUGGUCUUCACAUACCUCACUGUCCAAGCUAAUCUUCCCAACUUCCUCAAUUUGCAUAGCAUUGGAGAUGGUGCCAACCAGCAGAUCACCCUAUCCAUCCACAACAGGUUGUUCACCUUUCGAAGUCUUCUUUUUCUUCUUCCGGUUAGCUUCAGUAAUCAGCACAUUUACCCCUACCAAAAGCGUGGCAGCAGUCAAGGCAAGUGUGGUGGAUACGGCUGAUGCUGAGGGAGGCCAAACUGAGCCUACUGCCACGCCAUCGGCAGGGGGUAAGGACCUGGUCCCUGAAGCUAAGCGGAAGAAGAAAACCAAGCCUUUGAGAGGUGAUGAACCUUUUGUUGAUGGAACUGGUGCUACGCUCAAUGCCGCCCCCUCAACUUCUGCGCAAGUUGAGGAAAAGGAUGUGAGCAAGGCAGGAACUUCGGCUAAGAGUACCAAGAAAACCAACGCAAAAGCCAAAUCUGAUGUGCCAACCACCUCGGCCCCUAAACGAGUUGAGAAAGUUGUCCAAGCCAACUACUUGCUGCCGGCCACCAAAAAUGAGGCAAUAUCUUGUGCACGGCCUCUUGCCUUUGAAGUUGAAUUCUUUCAACUCUUCACGAAGUUGAAGAGUUAUUUAUUUACCACUUUUUGGACUCAACUCUUCCUCUUGAUCCUAACAUUUAGAGCUUUACUUUUCUUGCAGAUGUCGUACUCCAGACGAUCAAGGUACUCUCGUUCUCCUUCUUACAAGUAUAGCAGCAUAUCUGUCUCACGGUCGAUAUCCAUGUCCCCAUCUUUUUCAAGGAGCCAAUCAAGUAGCCAUUACUCGAGGGAUGUUGAAAAUCCUGGAAAUAACUUGUAUGUAACUGGACUUUCAAGCCGAGUGAGAGAGCAGGAUCUUGAAGAUCACUUCUCAUCCGAGGGAAAGGUUCAAGAUAUUCAUCUUGUUGUCGAUCCAUGGACCAGAGAGUCACGGGGAUUUGCUUUUGUGACGAUGUCCACGCUGGAAGAUGCCAAGCGGUGCAUCAAGUAUUUGAACCGUUCAGUACUUGAAGGUCGGAUUAUUACUGUUGAAAGGUUUUUGUGACAGCAAAUGUAGCAGCUCUUCGCCAAUGCCAAAUUAACAAAUCAAAGCAAACAGAUCGCAUAUAGUCAUCAGGGCUAGGAGGAGAAGAGGCCGCACACCAACACCUGGGAGGUAUCUUGGCAUGAGAACAGUUCGUGAUCGACGACGUUCCCCAAGUUCUGAAAGAAGUCGCUCUCUCUCAUCUGAGCGAAGCAGGAGCAGGAGCAGAUCAUACUC